CUGACAGGGACACGGAUCUUCUGGUUAAAUGGACAAAAGGGUUUCCACCUGGACCAAUAUGCUAUAAGGUCACAUUUUGUUAUUGGAUUUUACAAGUGUAAAAGGAAGGCUUGAACAGGCCUGUGGCCACUAGUUGGUUGUUUAAGGGAUCCAAGUGUUGUUCUCCAUGGAUCUCACAGAAGAGGAAACCACUCCUCUUGUCAACCGAGAAAGGAUGGGAAGCCAAAGGUCAAACUCCGGGCCCGGCUUGCAGGUCCAUCUUUACUUCAGCCCAGCACAGAAGGGUGAAACAAACUUCUGGAUUGCCAGUGGGCAGAUAACUGCAGAGGAGGUCUGCAUUGCUGCUGCGAAGGAAUGUGGAAUCCUACCUGUUUACCACAGUCUCUUUGCAUUGGCCGAUGAAGACAUCUCAUGUUGGUUCCCACCCAACCAUGUGUUCAACGUGAAUGAAUGUGUAAACCUCGUUGUACACUAUAGAGUCAGGUUUUUCUUCUCAAACUGGUUUGGGCAAGGAACCAGGACAACACAUCGUUACAACCUUGCAAGGAGCAGAAUCAGCACAGUGCUGGACUACUGUGUCAUUGACUAUCUCUUUGCUCAGGCACGCAGUGACUUUGUGACCAGCCAGGCAGGGAUUUCACCCCCACUCAGUGCUCAGGAGGAGUGCCUUGGUAUGGCAAUGUUGGACUUGUGGCGGAUGGCCGAGGAGCGCAACCAGAGCCUGAAGGAUGUCUGCAAGACUGUCAGUUAUAAGUCCUGCCUGCCUGAGUCUCAACGGCAGGACAUCCAGCGGAUGAACCGCCUGGCUCGUUACCGGCUCCGCAAGACCCUGAAACACGUCCUGCACAAGCUGGGCCGCUGCCCAGUGAGUGGGCACAGCCUGAAGCUCAAGUACCUGAUGGAGCUGGCAGUGGUGGAGCCCUGUCACGGAACCGAGAACUUCCAGGUACAUGACCCUGGGUGGCAGCAGAAGAGAGAGGAGCCCAGGUGCAAGUUCCUGCAGGUCUCUGGGGAGGGUGGGAUCCAAACCAGAGCUGCCAAUGUCCAGGAGUGGCAGACCUUCUGCGACUUCCCAGAGAUCAUGGACAUCAGCAUCAAGCAGGCGUGCUGCGCGCAGGUGCCCCUGGAGAGCAGAGUGGUCACUAUGACCCGGCAGGAUGACAGAUGCUUGGAGGUUGAAUUUCAAACCCUGGCAGAAGCCCUGUCAUUCGUUUCGCUUGUUGAUGGUUACUUCAGACUGACCACUGACUCUAGUCACUUUUUCUGUCAAGAGGUUGCACCUCCAAGUUUGCUGAACGACAUCAAAAAUCACUGUCAUGGACCAAUUACGUCAGAAUUUGCAGUGCACAAGCUGAAAAAAGCUGGUGCAGAAAAUGGCAUGUUCCUCCUUCGACACAGUCCCAAAGACUAUGACAAGUAUUUCCUUACAGUCUGUGUUGAGACUUUGCUUGGGAUGGACUAUAAGGAUUGUCUGAUUGAGCAGGACAGUGGGUUUCGUCUUUCUGGGGUCCACACCUCUUUCUGCAGCCUGAAGGAACUCAUAGCAUUUUAUCAAGGAAAUGAGCUCCUUCUGGCAGAGGUACUCAUCAGGCUAGGCAGAUGCUGUCCACCUCGACCCAAAGAGCUCACAAACAUGAUCAUAAUACGGAACAGCUGUUCAGCAGAGGCCCUGGGAUCGCCCACCCCACAGAGACACAAGGCCAGUCAUGUCCAAUUCCAAAUGAUGAAAUAUGAAGACCUUCACUGGGGGGAGAGCCUGGGGCAAGGAUCCUUUACCCGCAUCUUCAGGGGUGGCAAGACAGAUAUCCGGGAUGGGGAGAGACACAUGACAGAUGUUUUGCUCAAAGUUCUAGAUAAUAGUCAUAAAAACUGCUGGGAGUCAUUCUUUGAGGCUGCCAGCUUGAUGAGCCAGAUUUCACACAAACACCUCCUCCUGGUCUAUGGGAUAAGUGUUCACAGAUCCAAAAACAUCAUAGUACAAGAGUUUGUUAAGUGUGGUGCCCUGGACCUGUACCUCAGAAAAAGGGGAGGAUCUAUACCAGUCAGCUGGAAACUUGACGUGGCCAAACAGCUGGCCUGUGCCCUGAACUUCCUGGAGGAAAAAAACAUUGUGCAUGGAAAUAUUUGUGCCAAAAACCUGCUUUUGGCCAGAGAGGGGGACCCCUCCUCAGGGACCUCUCCCUUCAUCAAGCUCAGUGACCCAGGAAUCGGUGUGACAGUGCUCGGCAGACAUGUUCUGCUUGACAGGAUUCCAUGGGUGGCUCCUGAAGUGCUGGAGGCACCAGAGAGUCUGGAGCUGGAAUGUGACAAGUGGAGCUUUGGAACAACACUGUGGGAGAUCUUUAAUGGAGGAAAGGCACCGCUACAGGGCCUGGAACCUCAGCACAAGCUGCAGUUUUAUGAAAAUCAUGAGCAGCUGCCUUCUCCAGAUUGGACGGAGCUAUCUGAUCUUAUUGGUCAAUGCAUGGACUACCAGCCUGGAUUGCGGCCCUCAUGUCGGGCCAUAAUCCGCCAGCUCAACAGCCUCAUAACAUCAGAUUAUGUGUGGCUGUAUGACCCUACAACCAGCACACUCCCAGAGAAAGACAGCAUUUGGAGAGUUCUCAACCUCUCUUACCAGCAGGAGCCUUCACAGUAUGAGGAGAGGCACCUGCGCUACAUUGGCCCCCUGGGGAAGGGUAAUUUUGGCAGUGUGGAGCUGUGUCGUUAUGACCCCCUGGGGGACAACACUGGAGAGCUGAUUGCUGUGAAAAGGCUGCAGCCCAACAAGCAGUCAAAUAUGGAAGACUUUCAGAGAGAGAUCCAAACCAUCAGCUCCUUGCACUGCGACUACAUUGUCAAGUACCGGGGCAUCUGUUACAGCAUGGGUCGUCUCAGCAUGAGCUUGGUGAUGGAGUACCUGCCCUAUGGCAGUCUGAUUGGAUACCUGGAGAAGAACCGGCAAAAUGUCAACAACAAAAGGCUACUGCUGUUUGCUUCACAAAUAUGCAAAGGAAUGGAAUACCUGCAGAGCAUGCGCUAUGUCCACAGGGAUCUGGCCGCCAGGAACAUUUUGGUGGCAAGUGAAACGCUGGUCAAAAUUGCUGACUUUGGGCUCACCAAAAUAAUCCCCCAUGACAAGGAGUAUUAUCGCGUGACACACCCAGGAGAGAGUCCCAUUUUCUGGUACGCCCCAGAGUCCAUCACUGAGUCCAAGUUCUCCCACAAGUCUGAUGUGUGGAGUUUUGGGAUUGUCCUGUAUGAGCUCUUCUCCUACUGUGAGCACAGUCGAAACCCAAAGAGGUUAUGUCUUCAGAAGAUUGGAAAUGACAUGCAGGGCCCUUCCAUCGCAGUGCACCUCGUCAAUAUCCUCAAGGAUGGCUGGAGGCUGCCAGGUCCACCACACUGCCCACCAAAGGUCUACAGCAUGAUGCUUGAGUGCUGGGCCUACAGCUCUGAAGAGAGGCCAACUUUCUCCAACCUGGAAGAACAGAUUAAGACCAUUAUCCAAGAUGACAGAGAGGGUGCCAAAGGCUGAAAGUAAGUCUUGGGACAAUGUGGUUUACUCCAUGGCAGCCCUGGCCUACUCAGAAAUGACUUUUUAAGCUAUCGGCAUUGUUUAAAUGAAAAGUAAUAGUUUUUACAU
Molecule: messenger RNA, 3625 nt
Organism: Megalops cyprinoides (Indo-Pacific tarpon)
Lineage: Eukaryota; Metazoa; Chordata; Actinopteri; Elopiformes; Megalopidae
Gene: jak3
Product: Janus kinase 3 (a protein tyrosine kinase, leukocyte)
Exons: 25
Coding region: 167-3517 (1116 amino acids)
Biological process (GO): hemopoiesis; intracellular signal transduction; peptidyl-tyrosine phosphorylation
Cellular component (GO): membrane; cytosol; cytoskeleton
Molecular function (GO): non-membrane spanning protein tyrosine kinase activity; ATP binding; cytokine receptor binding
Source: RefSeq, a predicted model, not a curated record